Sinocyclocheilus anshuiensis is the source of this 2228-nucleotide messenger RNA. It is a transcript of the gene umad1, whose product is annotated as UBAP1-MVB12-associated (UMA) domain containing 1. The transcript has 3 exons. The coding region runs from base 60 to 476 and encodes 138 amino acids. NCBI's taxonomy places the organism in Eukaryota, Metazoa, Chordata, Actinopteri, Cypriniformes, Cyprinidae. The record is from RefSeq and is a predicted model, not a curated record.
AACAGGAAGAGGCUGGGUUUCAUUUUCAAUAUCAUACAUCGUUCUGUUAGUGUCUGGUUAUGAUUCCAAGGUGUUGCGGGUUUCUGUCAAGUAACAUCGUUGAUUGUGGCUGUGAAACUGUUGAGGAUCAGUCACAGAAGAUUCAGUCCAUGAACAUUGAGCAGCCCACAACAAAUGUAAUAGUACAACCAUCUAAUCCAUCCAGUGCCGGGAACAGAGGAAUUACAGAGACAACUCGGCCUUCCUCCCAGCCCACGUCUGCCAAGAUGUCCUCAGAAACACACGCUGUAGACGCCACCCCGGCCCUCCCUGAGCUUCUAGGAGACAUACCUUUCACUUUAGCACCACACAUCGUGGCCAUGCAGGCGGGCCUGCCCUUUGUAACAGAUGUCACCUUGCCUCACAACAUAAAUGACAAACUAGCCAACUUUCGUUAUGACUUCACCUUGGAGAACUCGGUGCUUUGUGAGCCGUGACUCUUUGCCCAUCAGUUAUAUCACUAAACGCGUGGUGAACUAUGGGCCUUUGGUUGUCAAGAUCCUCUUUAACCACUUGCCUCUUAAAUAAACGAAUAUCUAGUUUAGCUGACAAAAAUCAGUCACUGACUAGAGGGUGUUGGGCUGGACUGAACAUACUGUCCUUUUAGUUUAAAUAAGUUAGCAUCAAGAUGGUUUGCCAUCCCUCAGGAUCCCGCACUUGAUUGUGAGAUGAGCAUUACUGCCUUGUUUUAACGCAGUACACGAGUAUUUAUAAGAUGACCUGUGGCUUUACGUUUUUCAAAUGUAGUUCAAAUUUUACGGGUGUAAUAUCUGUGCAAUUUUGCAUUUCAACUCUGUUGGGGUCCUGGUAGCAUAAAAUGAUAUGCUGAACUGAAAUAGGGUUGUUUUGAAACUGCUCUGUUUCUUAGUAGUUGCUUUGGGCUGUUUGAUGUUUCAGACGUCACUGUCUGUGUUGGCCUUCCUUAGUUUUUUCUUACUUCUGCAAAAACUCACUGUAAUUUAUGGAAUCGGUUUUAAGAUCAUUGACUGAAAACAGUCAUGAUACAUAGGAAAUGUAUUUUAUAGUAAUCUAUCUCUCAGUGAUCUUUAAACAUAUGUAAAAUAAAUAAUUCAGUAAUAGAAGUAUUUUAUUCAAAUACAAAUUAUAUUUAAAAAAAUGUAUAUUAAAAAUGGCAAUCGUAAUGGCCUUUUGGCUAGUCCACUAUUUACUGUAACUCUACUUUUAGUACCUAUAAACCUUAAAGGCGAAAAAAACACUCCCUGUCUGCUAUUGGUCAGUCAAACAGAUAGUCCCGCCCUAAACGGUUGCUAUUGGUUGAGUCAGAUGGCUGGUUGGGAUGUGCAAACAGAACAAUGUCCUGAUACUGACUAGUGUUUUGCACUUUUAAGGGGAAUCAGGAUAGAAUAUUGCUUACUUGUAGUUGUCUCUGCAUAUAAUGCUGGGAUAUGAAGUAUUUUUACAUCACAAAAAUUACGCACAUCACUUUAAGUUCCUUAUGAAUGGAUUGCACUUAAAAUCACGAAACACAUUGAAGGGCUUUUUAUAAAUAGGCCGAUAUCAUAUCUCUUUGUUCAUAAAAGAAUGCUUUUGUCUUCUGUUUGUGUGAAUAUGCAUACCUCGACUGGUGUUGUUUGGCUUUAAUGCAUGAUGUUUUGAAGUUCUGCCUAAACAUGACACACCCCAUUUUGGGAGGCAGAUAUGUAUUCUGUUUAAGUUUGAUUGCAAAAACAUGCACAUGGGUUUUAGUAGGAUUUACUGUUCUGUUUGGAUAGGCCACACAGUUGUUGAGCUGUUUUUUCUUGUUUUUCUUUCAUCUGAAUUUCAGUUAAUUGGAUGGGUUUUAUCAUCGUGCGUGCUGCUAUUUACACAAUGCACUCAGGAGUUUAGCUGUUUCUCCUUUACAUCCUCUGUACUUUACUUGAUAGCAGUUUAGUUUAUUUACUUGAUACCAUUUCAUAUCUCACUUAAAAAAAAACAUAUUUUAUUAGUCUGUGUUUUGAUUUGUCUGUCUUUCGGACAUGGUUAUUUUAUCCAAGCUUCCUCCUAAUGUAUCUGACUGACCUAUCCUUUUCAAAACAUUGUACUGAAGUAAUCAAAGUUGUGUUUGCUCUAUAAAAAUGUCUGUAAAAUAAUUUAAUCACCUUAACUCCUUUGUUGGAUUCCUUAUUGAUUCAUAUCUGGAACAGAAUUCAUCAUUGUUUCUGAUCCCACAUGAUGUUUAAAUUCUG